Messenger RNA from Patella vulgata (common limpet), 4162 nucleotides. RefSeq names its product DNA fragmentation factor subunit beta. NCBI's taxonomy places the organism in Eukaryota, Metazoa, Mollusca, Gastropoda, Patellidae. The record is from RefSeq and is a predicted model, not a curated record. Gene Ontology annotation, cellular component: nucleus; cytoplasm. Gene Ontology annotation, molecular function: DNA endonuclease activity. The coding region runs from base 57 to 1067 and encodes 336 amino acids. Gene Ontology annotation, biological process: apoptotic process; apoptotic DNA fragmentation. The transcript is spliced from 6 exons.
GCGGUAAAUACUAAAAUCGAAAGUGGCUAAAUUCCAAAGCAAUAACGAUUUAUAAAAUGCUUAGUCGUCUUAUUGCUUUAUUUACUGGUGGAAUGAAGGCGUAUAAAGUCCAAGAUUUGAAAAGAACAGCGAGAUAUGGAAUAACGGCAAAGAAUUUUAAAGAAUUUUUGAAAAAGGGGGCAGAAAAAUUAAAGAUACCAGAAGAUGAAGUAACUAUUGUACUUGAAGAUGAUGGUACUCUGGUUGAUUCUGAUGCCUUUCUGAAAACACUUCCCACUCAAACAGUUUUUGUAUUUUUGCGUAAUGGAGAACAGUGGAAAGGAGCUGGUGCCUUAAUACAUGAUGCCUUACAGAAAUUAUUAAACUGUACUAGGAAGAAUCAGUUAGCUGAACAGAUUCGUGAGUUUAUGGAAGAUGAUGAUUCACCUAGUAAAAUUCAUGUUAUGUCUAGUUAUCUAGAAAUGUUAGGCACUGAUAUUAAAUCUGAACAAAGAUAUGAAAAUGAAGAGUGGUUUGAAGGUAUAAACAAGAAAUAUAAGACGAAGAGUGAUCUCAUGAAGAAUAGUGCACAGACACGUAUUAGAAGUUAUUACACUACGGCUAAAGAUCAGAUUGAAAAAGAGGCUAAAGGUCAUACCAAGGAAGUUUUAUUAGAUUUACUCCAAGAACUUACUGAAAAAUUGAAAGCCAAUGAUUUUCAUGGUCAUUAUUUUGAUCGGACAGCCAAAGCUGGAAAAAGACUGUGUGACAGGGAGGGCUGGUUCCGUUGUCAAGGUGCUUUUGAUGUAAAUAAAUGUGAAUUAUUACAUACUAUCAAUCCCUACGCCUCCCGUGGUUACAGGCAGUUAUUUGGUUUGUGGAAUUUGGAUCAUAUAAUCGAAAAAUCAAGAGAAGUUAUUCCUACUUUAAUAGAGGCAGCCAAACAGAAACCAAAAGAUAAACAUAUCGACUGGAAAUAUGUCUAUAAGCUUCUGUUCACAGCAUCUAAUCUAAAAUUAGUUCAAAUCGCAUGUCAUAAAAAAUCUGCUCGAGAAGGAACAUUGAAAUGGCAGGAUUUCUGUCAAUAAUGAUACCAGCUGUGGAAUAACUAAAAGUUAUAAACUAUUGUUUAAUGUCAUAAAGAAUCAAGAGUAAGAGACUGUUUGUUUCAGUGUGAUCUUGACUAAGAUUUAGUUCUUGUAAAAUGUUUCUCUGAACAAAACAGGAUAAACCUUUGCUGAAUGUGAUCAGUUAUCAAGAUUAAGCGACUGUUUCUUUCAGUGCAAUCUUGAUUAGGGUUUAGCUCUGUGAUGAACCAAAUUAAGCUGUUAUCAUAAAGUAACCAGCUGAUGCUAAAUGACAUAAAGUAUCUACUGUACAUUUAGCAUCAGACAUUGUUUGUUUCAGAGUGAUCUGGAUCAGGUUUUGUCUCUGUAGAGAACGAAGUUAAGCUGUUAUUAAAUGUCAUCCAAGAUCACGAGUAAGAUACUGUGUCAGUGUGAUCUUGAUUAGGGUUUGACUAAAUUAAACUGUUGCUAAAUAAAGGGCCUUAUGUAAGAGACUGUGAUCUGGACUAGGGUUGUACCCUUAUGCUGCAUCAAAUUCAAUAUAGUGUUCCUCAUAAUGACAGUAUUUAUACAUUUUUUUAAGAACAGACUGACUUUCAAGAGAGCAUAAGACAGAUAAAACAUAUCAUUUGUGAGGUAGAAAGCAUUUUUUGUACGUUCUUCAAUCAGUGGUUUCACUAUGAUUUCUGUCAUUUUUGAUACUAGAUUUUAAAAAAGAAUUCCAUAAAAUUGUUUAUUUUCCCCUGAAAGUCUAGUGUAAAAUAUGAAUGGGAAUAAUUUUUUUAAAUUUGGUGCUUAUAAUCAUCCAGGUACUUCAGGACAACCCCAAAAAUAUAAAAAUUUGGAUGCUGUGUGAUUAUUGACCAAUUUAUCAUCUUAGUUUAAACUCAACCUUUGAUACUUAUGAAGGUCAUGAUGAUGAUGUCCUUAUUUCGAAAAUCAAAGAUUAAAAAUCUGGGUUUUUUUUGUGGUGCUAAUAUAUAUAUGAAUGAUGAUAUCCUUAUUUUGAAAAUCAAAGGUUAAAUUUUUUUUUUUUGUGGUGCUAAUAUAAACUCUUAAAAAAGAAAUUGGGGAUAUUGAAAUGCAAAUACCUAUGCAGGUUGCGAUAUGAUAAAUAGCCAUGGACAUUUGACAUGCUUUUAGAGUAUGUUCACAAAUGAAGAACUUAUCGUCCCAAUAGAACCACUCAGCUGCAUAUGUGACACGCAAUAGCACCAUACACGUGAGAGGGGUUCAUUGUCAAAUUUGACACUUCAAGGAAGGGUUGAUGAAAACUGCCGCGUGCUGGUUUAUCUAUCCAUGUUUGCUUUUCUAUCGGUUCUUGCAUAAGAUUUACUGUUUAGCGUAUCUUUGCUUUAGUGUGUUAUGUUUAAUUUGAUUGGAGAUGUGUUCGUCGACGUCAACGUCAACCGACAACACUGCAAGAAUUGGCCGUGGCACUGCAAGAGGAGUGGGUCAGAUUGCCCCAAAUCGUGAUUGGACGGUUGAUUAGGAGCAUGCCACGACGAAUGGCUGAAUGUCUGAGAAUUGGUGGAGCAAUUACUCAUUAUUAAGACAAAAAUCAAAAACGUCCAUUUUCACUUUUGACGGUGUAUCUCUUUGCGAGUGAAAUGGAGCCAUCAGAUAAGCAGCCCAUAUGAACUGUUUAUGUUCAUGUGUAGGCAAUUGGCCUGUUAUUAAAAUACACUGGUUACCUCUAAUAAUAACAGCAGUGCAUUUCCGCAGUUUUGUUUUGUUUCUGGAUAUCCCCUACUUUUUUUGAAGAGUAUAUAUAUAUAUGAAUGAUUUGGGAAUUUUGUGUGUGGCUUUAAUUAAGUUUAACCUUACCAAAGUCGACCAUGGACUUUAAAAGUAAAUGUAGUGUGAUUAUGAAACUUUGAUAUGAAAUUUACUGUAUGUUAGUCAGAAAAUGACUAAAGUAUUAUGUUGGUGAAAUGUUAAGUACCAUUCCAAUAUAAAACUUACUUAGCAUCGAACCUUACAAACAAUCUGUAUUAAUUGUAUGUAUUUUUAUAUGAUCUCUGUUAUGUAUAUUCAACUGGAAUCCAGAUCUAUAAUAUAUGUACAUCAUAUUAAUUGUUGUUGCUAUAUACCAGUAUAAAAAUAUACAUUUUUAUAUUAAUAAAUGUUAAAGAUGUUUGCCAUAUUUUAUAUUUCAUGUAUUAUGUACAAACCAGUAGCACAUGCUGUAGUAAUAGGUCCUCUUUGGGACCUUAAGCUGCACAUGACUGUAGGUGAAUAUGAAUUAAGACAGUCAAGAACCAUUGUUUUAUAUGGUAUGGGUCAAGUUACUCAAGUACCAUAAAUUUUAUAUAUAAUAUGGUAUGUGUCAAGUACCAUAAUUACUUGUAAGGUAUGGGCCAAGUACGAUAAUUUCUUAUAUGGUAUGGGCCAUGUACCAUAAUUACUUGUAUGUUAUGGGUCAAGUACCAUAUGAAGUACUAUAAUUUCUUAUAUGGUAUUGGCCAUAAUUACCCGCAUGGUAUGGGUCAAAUACCAUAUCAAAUACCAUAAUUUCAUAUACAUGUAUUGUAUAGUAUUGGUCAAGUACCAUGAUUUAUUCUAUGUUAUGGGUCAAGUUCCAUAAUUUAUUCUAUGUUAUGGGUCAAGUACCAUAUCAAGUACCAUAAUUUCUUAUAUGGUAUGGGUCAAGUACCAUAAUUUCUUGUAUGGUGUGGGUCAAAUACCAUGUAAUUUCUUAUGGUAUGGAUCAAGUACCAUAAUUUCUUAUGGGACGGAUCAAGUACCAUAAUUUUUGUUAUGGUAUGGGUCAAGUACCAUAAUUUCUUAUAUGACGAUUAUGUUAUACUAGUACGACAUAGUAUGUUGAUGUAUUCAUAAUAUAAUCAGUUAAAUUUAAGUAAAGUUGCUGUACUGCCCGAAUUAUUUUAUCCAUUGAAUUAACUUAGAAUACUCAUUUUAAUGAAGUUUAUUGUUUUAGCAACAAAAAUAUUUUUUCUGGCAGCUUGGUUAUAUUUUUCUAUAUGGAUUGUUUGAAUCUUGAAGGGCUAUACCUUUUAUUGACAGUUAUGUUAUUUAUAAAAACUUGAAUAUUUAAGUUAAUAGUAAUUGAAUGUUGCAACUUUGGAUAGAAAUGAAGUUAUCUUUUCGCUGUA